AUGGCAAACAACUCUUACACCAAUUAUCUAGAUUCUACAAAUACACUUUUCCCACAACAACGUCGAGUUAAUCUACAAGGCCCGAGAACUCAUACCUCUCAUCGUGUCCCGAGUUUUCUUGCUCCUAGUACCAGAAAGGGAAAGAUGGCUUUCACGGGUUCUAUUCUGAUCGAUGAGGAGGGAGUUUCCUAUUGCCCGAUUUCUUCCUAUGCCUAUGAUCCCAUUAGAGAGAAGAAGUUGGAGCUCGCAGAACAAGAUAUCAAAUCACUAAAGGAGGAAAAUCGCAUUAUAAAGAAAGACUCCAACAGCUUCAAUGAAAUGUUUACGAUACUCGGCGCUACGAAUCCAACGAUUGCAGAGAAGAUGCGGAAGAAGAGGGAAACAACAACGACAAGAGGAGAAGGAACAUCCGGAAUAUCUAACUAUUUUGUUUCGAGAUUAUUUGAUAUGAACUCGCAUUAG
Arabis nemorensis is the source of this 462-nucleotide messenger RNA. The record is from the annotation of a GenBank genome assembly. Lineage: Eukaryota; Viridiplantae; Streptophyta; Magnoliopsida; Brassicales; Brassicaceae.